Closterium sp. Naga37s-1 is the source of this 1953-nucleotide messenger RNA. NCBI's taxonomy places the organism in Eukaryota, Viridiplantae, Streptophyta, Zygnematophyceae, Desmidiales, Closteriaceae. The record is from the annotation of a GenBank genome assembly.
AUGGCGAGCAAGACAGCUUUCGUACUUCUCGCCCUCCUCGCGGCUGCCGCGUUCUGUCACGCAAGCCGCCCUCUUCCUGCAGACAGCGAUAACUCCGUUACGAUCGUUGCCAAAGAUAACGAUAAUACCGUCGCCGUGGUUCCCGCUGAUAACGACAACACGGUCGCCGUGGUUCCCGCUGACAACGACAACACGGUCGCCGUGGUUCCCGCUGACAACGACAACACGGUCGCCGUGAUUCCCGCUGAUAACGACAACACGGUCGCCGUUGUUCCCGCUGAUAACGACAACACGGUCGCCGCUGUUCCCGCUGAUAACGACAACACGGUCGCCGUUGUUCCCGCUGAUAACGACAACACGGUCGCCGUUGUUCCCGCUGAUAACGACAACACGGUCGCCGUUGUUCCCGCUGAUAACGACAACACGGUCGCCGUUGCUCCCGCUGAUAACGACAACACGGUCGCCGUUGCUCCCGCUGAUAGCGACAACACGGUCGCCGUUGCUCCCGCUGAUAACGACAACACGGUCGCCGUUGUUCCCGCUGAUAACGACAACACAGUUGCCGUGGUUCCCGCCGAAGCAGAGGACAAUGUUGCUGUCGCUCAGCCAUCGUCUGACGUCAGCCCUAAGAUUGCUAUGGGUCGUGGUGGUUGCGAGGGCGAGGUCACCAAGGCUCGUGUCGCAGCUGUGGAGACCGUCGCCAGUAAUGCCGGCGGGCUCACGAAGCGAUCCGUCGCCGGAACCAACGGCAAUGCGGCGAAGCAGUUCACCAUGGACGAGGUGUCCAAGCACAACCGCCCAGGGGACGCAUGGGUGGUCGUCCAAAACAAGGUAUACGAUGUGAGCGACUUUGCGGACCGGCAUCCAGGCGGGCGCGUGAUCUACUUGAUGGCGGGUCGCAACGCCACGGACGUGUUCGCCGUCUUCCACAAGCCGUCCACCUCGGCGUUCCUCUCCACGCUGUACAUCGGCGAUCUCAAGGACAGCGAGGUCGAGCCGACGGGCGAUCUGCUCAAGGACUUCCGCGAUCUGCGGGCGUCGUUCGAGGCGAAGGGGUACUUUAAGUGCAGCCCGGCGUACUACCUGUUCAAGGUGCUGUCCACGUUCGCCAUCGUCGCCGCCAGCAUCGCCAACAUCAUGUGGACCUCCGACCCGCGCUGGGUGCUCGUCUCCGCAGUGCUUCUCGGCCUCUUUUUUCAACAAGUCGGCUGGCUCUCGCACGACUUCCUUCACCACCAGGGCUUCAGCAUGAAUUGGUGGAAGAACAAACACGCCACACACCAUGCCAUACCCAACGAGUGCGACAAGGAGUACCGCCCAAUCGACCCGGAUAUCGACACGCUGCCGUACCUGUCGUGGAGCGAGGACAUUCUCGCGACCGUCAAGAGCAAGACCAUUCGCUCGCUGCUGCGCUACCAGAGCUAUCUCUUCUUACCCACCCUCUUUGUCGCCCGCUUCGCAUGGACGUACGGGAGCCUGACUUACUGCUUCUCGGACGAGGUGCCUGAGAAGGAGCGCUUCUGGGAGCGGCUGUUCAUGGUGCUGCACUACGCGUGGGUGCUGGGGUUCGGGUUCGGCUACCUGCCGUUCUGGACGGCCGUCACGUGGAUGCUGACGGCGCAGAUCUCCGGCGGGCUGUUCCUUUCGUUUGUGUUCGUGCAGAGCCACAACGCCAUGGAGAUCUACAACGAGGGCAAAGACUUCUACACCGCCCAGAUUGUGACCACGCGUAAUGUGAGCGACGGGCUGUUCAACGACUGGUUCACGGGCGGGCUGAACAAGCAGCUGGAGCACCACCUGUUCCCCACCAUGCCACGGCACCACCUGGGCAAGACGUGCAAGGCAGUGAAGGAGCUGUGCGAGAAGCACGGGCUUGCCUAUGAGAAGGUGUCCUUCGCCAAGGGCACGUCGCUGGUGCUCGAGCAUCUCAGCAGAAUUGCAGAGAAGGCCUGA